ACAGUAAAACCAUAGGCAGGUGCAUUCAUAUGAUGUUGCAUGAUGUUCAGUGUCUUUAGCAGUGUCAUGAUGUCUGUUUCCAGGUGGUGCUCCACAUAUCUCAGACAUGAGGAUUGUACUGCUGGGAAGCCGAAUGAAUUGGAAGAAUUCACCAGGAAACAUCAUCCUGGGAAGAGAGGAGUUGAAUACCUCAGGAGAAAUAGAUGAGUGUGUGAAGAGAGAGGGAGAAACAGCAGGGAGACACAUCACUGUAGUGGAGGCACCCGGAUGGAUUCACAAUCAAACUGUAGUGGAAACCCUUAAACGUGAUAAAAAACAGAUUGUCCUCAGUGUGUCUCUGUGUCCUCCAGGACCCCAUGCUGUACUGCUGGUCAUUUAUGCGCUCCACUCAUUCACAGAGACAGACAGAAGAGCAGUGCAGGAACACGUGGAGCUUCUGGGUUUUGGAGUCUGGAGUCACACUAUAGUGCUGUUCAUCUGUGAGGACUGGCUGGGAAGCACAACCAUUGAGCAGCACAUCCAGAGAGAAGGAAAGGCUCUGCAGUGGGUUGUAGAGAAAUGUGGGAACAGGUAUCAUGUUGUAGAGAAUAACAAGAGCGAUGGUGGCCAGGUGACAGAGCUGCUGGAGAAGAUAGAAGAGAUGGUGGCAAGAAACAGUGGAGGGUGGAGUAUGGGUGGCCGUCCUAAUUUUAGAGAAGGCCUACCUGAUGACUACUCAAGGGGAGAUAGUGGAUAUGACUCUGCUAAAUCAGGACUUGAAUCUGAGCUCAUAAAGACCUUUAAGCAGCUGAGUGCUGCUGGCUCUGCCAAAGGCUUUGGACAACAGAAGCCUCCCUUGAGACCAGAACAUCGAAAAGCACCAUGUGCUGAGCGGAAAGUCUUUGAAAGAAAAGUUCCAUUUGUGGAUGAGUCGACAAUAACUGUAAAUUAUGAUGAAUGCAUCGGACGUGGCUCCUAUGGAACAGUUUACAGAGGAUCAUACCAGGGAACUCCUGCUGCUGUAAAGAUGAUAGAAAUAAGAGACAAUCCAAGGACUACAAAUGAAUUCAUUAUACCUUGGCGUUUGUCUCACCCCAACAUCGUUCGGAUGAUUGCUGUAGCCAGAAGUGAGACACACGUCCUCAUUGCUAAUCAGUAUAUCCAUGGAGCCAACUUGCAGGAGGUGCUUUACAAAGACACUCCCAUCAAGUUGCAGGAUGAGGAUAAGCUGUUUGUGGCUGUAGAUAUUGCCAUGGCUGUUGAGUACAUACAUGGAAAAGCAAUCAUCCACCAAGAUCUGAAGCCAGCGAAUGUAAUGAUUGCAGCAGACAACCAAAAGGCCUACCUGACUGAUUGGGGCUUGGCGAACCUGAAGGAAACGGUGUCCAUGACGACAGGAAGCCGUCAAUCAGGGGCUCUCUGUGGUCCACUGGGAGGAACUCCAUCCUACAUGGCACGAGAAUGUCUAGUAAAGUGUAAGAACUGCAGCACCAUGUCAGACAUGUGGUCUCUUGGCAUCACUCUUCUGGAGAUGUUCACCAACUCUCAGACCUGGUCUAACAGCAGCCUUCAAGAGCUGCGUAAGCUUCUUUACAAAAAAAAACCUCCUCUUGCUCUGACUAGAUUACAGCCUACUCUUCAUGACAUUGUGAAACCAUUGAUAGAAUAUGAACCCAAGUCUCGCAUGAAUGCCAAAGACCUGGUGAUUCUGUUGAAGUCAAAAGUUGAUCUCACCAAAAGAUAUGGGUACAAAUGGUAGGAAGACAGGAGUGAAGGAUCAAUAGUUCUUUUUAAGCUGUUGCAUCUGAUAUGUAUAAGCAUUGUAUUAUUGUUGAAUAUAUAUAUAAAAAUGACGUUCCUCCAGAUGUAAAUCAAGUGCAUUCUGAAAAAGUCUCUCUUUGUGAGUGUUCUGGGCUCUGUAAAUGGUGAAUAAUACAAAUGUCUCCAUUCAGUAAAAUCAAACCAAGCAGAGCAGGGAGAAUAAUGAGGACAAUCAAAUGCCACAUAGGACAGGGAAAGGACUUAGUUGUGUGUGUUUGACAGGUUUAGGCAAAAAAGAUGAUUCCACUUUUUAUACCAGCUGUUUAAAGUCUGAGCAUUAAAAGGGCUUGUCAGGUUGUGUCAUAUCGCUUUUUUGUAUGAUCGUAGAUAGAGUAGAUUUUGUAUAUAUAUAUUUUAACAUGAUGUCUUUCAGACAUGUUUCCUAUACAAUCAUGAUGACCUUAGCAGCUAGUGGAUAGUAGCACAAAUGUAAAUUUUUAGUACUCUACUGUCUAGCAAAUGUAUAUGUUUAGUACUGUACUGUCUAGCAAAUGUAUAUGUAAAUUAAAUAUGCACAAUGGAAUUCUGAUGGAGUUUAGCAGAUCACAAUCUGAAAACAAAUGCCAAAGGCCUUCCCUUUUACAGACAAAUAUAUUUUUUACAAAAUGUUUCCAACAUGAAAAUAAUGUUACCAUUAUUUCCAUGAUGUGCAGAAGUCAAAUCUUUACACCGGAACUUUAAAGUACAGUACCUCUUAAGCAGCUACUUUCAAGCAAACCAUUCCUCAUGAUAUUCCAAAUUCACCAUUACAUUUGACAAAUAAAUAUAUAUAUUCUU
This is a messenger RNA of Clupea harengus (Atlantic herring), 2577 nucleotides long. Its product is annotated as cAMP-dependent protein kinase type 1-like. The transcript has 6 exons. Lineage: Eukaryota; Metazoa; Chordata; Actinopteri; Clupeiformes; Clupeidae. Gene Ontology annotation, biological process: protein phosphorylation. The record is from RefSeq and is a predicted model, not a curated record. Gene Ontology annotation, molecular function: GTP binding; protein kinase activity; ATP binding. Bases 107 to 1738 code for a protein of 543 amino acids.